GAGCAGUGAUCGAGGGAGAUAUUUCACCAAAGCCAUCCGACAGACAAGACUCACAAGGGAGUCCUGCUGCCAUGGAGGAGAUGUUGCUUCACACUGAGAACAUUGACGAGGCAACUGCUGAAGUGGAAGCUGCUGGCGGCCACAUUCUACUCCAACUUGGUCACAACCUCUUGGUUGCAAAAGUCCCCUCUUAUGUAGCCAAGCAGAAUAGCUUCAGUCAAGCUUCAGCCCAUAUUCCGAGCUCAGCAUCAGUGCAAAGCUUGAGUCAUGCUAAUGCCUACUGGAUGGCACGAGAAGAUGAGCUGAAACCACAACCAACGGUUCAGAAGUGGACAGAAAGAACGGCUCCAAUGGCCUUUAAACGAGAAGAUUCAGACAAACGUUUUCAGGGAGAGUCACCCUACAGCCCAACCAUGACUGGGAAGAUUGCGUUUGCUAUUCUUGCUGCUUCCGGUCCUGGUAGCUUAGCAAUAAGCGAUAGUGAGCUUCAGAAGAUUGAAAGUGAAUGCAUAACAGGGCUUAAAUUCUGGGUAAACCAAGCUCAGAAAAACGUGGUUAGUUUGUCCUUUUAUGUGUAUUAUGGGAAGGCAACGAUCAGUGCUUCCAACCCAACCUCUUGCUCUAGCUAUGCAGCUUGCCACAACGUGUUUGCUAAUCCUACACUCCAAGCUUUUGGGUUCUCAACUGAUCAAACUGGAAGGGACCAAGUAGCACAACAUAUCAAAGACCGUGCUGGUGCUGAUGGUGCUUUCUUUGGUUUCUUCUCUAAGUACAGGCAAAGACAUUUUGCGUAUGCUUACUUUGGUGGCGGACCUUUGUACAUGCAGUACAGCAAUGACGGUUGGGGUUCCGAUCAGAUUGACAGGGUUUUCGCUCAUGAAGUUGGACAUGUUUUUAACGCUCCUGACGAAUACACAAAUUGUAAGUGCUCCACAAGUUAUGGCAAGGGAAGCUGCACUGCUAGAAACUCCAACUGCAAGACCUGCACUUCUUCUCAAGGUGGCUGCAUUAUGGACAAGAAUGAUCUGGGAAAUCUUUGCCAGAGCAGCAAGAAGCAUAUCGGUUGGUGCUAAGAAGACUUGGAAGACUUGGAAUACUUUUGGACUGCUUAACGGAC
This is a messenger RNA of Halichondria panicea, 1117 nucleotides long. RefSeq lists its product as uncharacterized. NCBI's taxonomy places the organism in Eukaryota, Metazoa, Porifera, Demospongiae, Suberitida, Halichondriidae. Gene Ontology annotation, molecular function: metallopeptidase activity. The coding region runs from base 72 to 1073 and encodes 333 amino acids. The transcript is spliced from 2 exons. The record is from RefSeq and is a predicted model, not a curated record.